CAGCACUUCACAGAGGGAGUCAGAGCGGCAGGCUUGAGCCCUUGGCUGUUGGGGGUGGGUGGACUGACUCAUUUGGCCCCCUCCCUGGUGCCGAUGGGGCAGCCCCCACACCCCUGGGCGCUGGCACCCCGUCAGGCCCCAGGGUUUUGGAAAAGGAAGGCUGCAGCCCCGCGGCGCCUGACCCGGGCCGGCUGAGGAUGCGCCCUGCGCGCAGGGACCCGCCGGCCCCCGAGCCGGGAGGAGAUGUUUAGGCAGCGACCCCCCAGAGCAGGCUCGCUCCCGCGGCAGCCUGCUGGGGCCACCCUGGCCGCGGGCCCGCCGGGACGCCCCUGCUGGCGGCGCCCCUCCCCGGGCCGUGGCGCGUCCCCCGAGUCUCGCAGUAUUUCCUUCCUGCACCUUUAAGAAGACCGUUGCUCCGUGGUGGGAUGGUGUGUUAAAGCCACACAGAGGAAGUUACGCAGCCCGGAUCAGACCGAGAGAUAAAAGCCCCGAUGGUGAUCGUGAGAGAUGGCAAGAGGAUUUAGCCCCGGCAUUAACUUGGAGCGGAGUGCAGGGGGGCGGUGAAGCGCCCCGCCAUCUGGCCCGCGCCGCGCCGCGGGGGGGAUGCCCCGGCGCCCCGACGAGCCGCCGCGAAGCCCACCCGGGCCGGGGGCUGCCCGGUGCCCGCGCGCCGGUCCUCUCCGAGCCGCCCAGGGGGCCCAAAAAGUUUGCACUUGUUAGAGGCGACCUCCCGCUCGGCCCGGGGUGGGCGAUGCGGGCGGCGCGGGCGGCCCCCUCCCCCGGCCCGCGUCUCCGGGACGGCUGCGGGCGGCCCCCCCGGCGGCCGGAGGGCGCCCCAGCCCCGAUCUGACGGCCGCGGCGGCGGCGGCCACAGCGGCGAGCGGGAGCGGCGCGCGGAGGAGCAGCGGCUCGCCGCCCUCCGGCCCGCGCCCCCACCCAGCGCCGGCGAGGGCAGGCGGAGCGCCCGCGGGCGGCGGUCCUCGGCCUCCCGGGUCCGCGCUCCGGGAAGCUGCUCCGAGCCGGGGUGUUGUUGCUAAUGAGCUCUCUUCCUCCCCUCUUACAAUGAAAGACAAGCCAGCCCCCGGGUACCUGGAUGGAUUGAGAGCCGAAGUGUCAGAAACUUCAUAAUAAGUUGCUGAUGGCUACCAGCCAAGGUCAGCUGGCCCCCAUUAGUGCCUGUCCCCACAAAGCAGAGCCAAAUAAGCUUCUCCCCAGUUAAGAACCUCAGUCACUUUUUUAUGUGGCGGUUCAGCCACACAAUUGUUGUCACUUUAAGCCCAUGUGAAAAGAAAUCUCUUCUAUUGGUCUGAGAUGCCAGUCCAGUCCCACAGAGGGAACACGGUUCCAGCUAACACGUACACCUCCUGAUUUUAUUUUAUCUUUACAACGCAGGCUGGAGGGUUGUUCUGCAGUUCUGUUGAGCACAUCACACAUUUAAGGGCCCUUUAAAGACCUGGAUUGAUUGGAAGGACAAAAAUUAAAAGCAAUCUGAUCCGGCCUCGUGCCAGAUCCCUGAGGAUUUGCUCCCUAUCCCAUUUCCACCCACUGUCACAAUUCGAGAGCCUGCCUGAUUUGAUCAGAUUCGCCUCUGGGAGAGGUGUAAUGCCAAGGUUAGGAGGACGCGAAGUUACGGGCAACUUUCUGAUUUGCCCAUCAGCAGUCUGAGAAACGCUGGCUCUGAGUUUUCCAAAUCGGCCUUUGGGAAGAAACAAGUUCCUCGCUCUUCGCAAGCCGGCACUGCUCCGGUCCCUGGGACAUCCAGCCACCGGUGCCUGGUAGAUGUGGCACUUCCAUGCUGAGGCCGAGAGUCCCGCCUGACCCAGUCACUGCCUCUCCAGGGCCUGUCUGGGCCACGCCCCUGCGGACUGCGCAGCCAUGCUGCCCCUGCUCGCACUUUUCCUGCACUGCCUCCCACUGGCCUCGGGGGACUACGACAUCUGCAAAUCCUGGGUGACCACGGACGAGGGCCCCACCUGGGAGUUCUACGCCUGCCAGCCCAAGGUGAUGCGGCUGAAGGACUACGUCAAAGUGAAGGUGGAGCCCUCUGGCAUCACGUGCGGAGACCCCCCUGAGAGGUUCUGCUCCCACGAGAACCCAUACCUGUGUAGCAACGAGUGCGACGCCUCCAACCCCGACCUGGCCCACCCGCCCCGGCUCAUGUUCGACAGGGAGGAUGAGGGCCUGGCCACGUACUGGCAGAGUGUCACCUGGAGCCGCUACCCCAGCCCGCUGGAAGCCAACAUCACCCUCUCGUGGAACAAGAGCGUGGAGCUGACCGACGAUGUGGUGGUGACCUUCGAGUACGGCCGGCCCACAGUCAUGGUCCUGGAGAAGUCCCUGGACAACGGGCGCACGUGGCAGCCCUACCAGUUCUACGCCGAGGACUGCAUGGAGGCCUUCGGCAUGGUGGCGCGCCGCGCCCGCGACCUGUCAUCCUCGGGUGCCCACCGCGUGCUGUGCACCGAGGAGUACUCGCGCUGGGCCGGCUCCAAGAAGGAGAAGCACGUGCGCUUCGAGGUGCGGGACCGCCUGGCCAUCUUCGCCGGCCCCGACCUGCGCAACAUGGGCAACCUCUACACGCGGCUGGAGAGCGCCAAGGGCCUCAAGGAGUUCUUCACCCUCACGGACCUGCGCAUGCGGCUGCUGCGCCCGGCGCUGGGGGGCACAUAUGUGCAGCGGGAGAACCUCUACAAGUACUUCUAUGCCAUCUCCAACAUCGAGGUCAUUGGCAGGUGCAAGUGCAACCUGCACGCUAACCUGUGCUCCGUGCGGGAGGGCAGCCUGCAGUGCGAGUGUGAGCAUAACACCACCGGCCCCGACUGCGGCAAGUGCAAGAGGAACUUCCGCACCCGGUCCUGGCGCGCCGGCUCCUACCUGCCGCUGCCCCACGGCUCUCCCAACGCGUGUGCUGCUGCAGGCUCUGCUGUUGGCAGCAUCGGUAGGCCCUGGAAAGACCCUGUCCCCAGAGCCCCUGUGGCCACUGUGGCCCUGAGAGGGGACCCCAGCACUCCCGCCCCCUCUACUUCCACCGGGCGGGCCCCAAUGGCCCCCAGCACCCCACAGCCCACAGCUGUGGGCACCUCCGCCGCUGCCCCUGCCCCGGCCUCCAAACCUUUCCAGCUCAAGCCCAAAUCAGCUCAAGUGGUGCCCAUUGAAGAGUUCCAAGACUGUGAGUGCUAUGGCCACUCCAACCGCUGCAGCUACAUCGACUUCCUCAACGUGGUGACCUGUGUCAGCUGCAAACACAACACGCGAGGCCAGCACUGCCAGCACUGCCGUCUGGGCUACUACCGCAACGGCUCUGCCGAGCUGGACGACGAGAACGUGUGCAUCGAGUGUAACUGCAACCAGAUCGGCUCCGUGCACGACCGGUGCAACGAGACCGGCUUCUGCGAGUGCCGCGAGGGCGCAGCGGGACCCAAGUGCGACGACUGCCUCCCCACGCACUAUUGGCGCCAGGGCUGCUACCCCAACGUGUGCGACGACGACCAGCUGCUCUGCCAGAACGGCGGCACGUGCGUGCAGAACCAGCGCUGCGCCUGCCCGAGCGGCUACACCGGCGUGCGCUGCGAGCAGCCCCGCUGCGACCCCGCCGCGGACGACCGCGGCCUGGACUGCGACCGCGCGCCCGGGGCCGCCCCGCGCCCCGCCACCCUGCUCGGCUGCCUGCUGCUGCUGGGGCUGGCCGCCCGCCUGGGCUGCUGAGCCCCGCCCGGACGACCCCGCGCCCGGGGAGCCGGGGGCGGGGGGGUGGGGCUCGGGCCUUCGGGGGCCCCGGCGUCCGAGGCCGGGCGGCGAGAAGGGUGCGGCCCGAGCUGCUCCCAGGUGCUACUCAGCAGAGUCCUCCCGCCCGCCCGCCCGCCCGCGCCGCGCCGCGCCCUGCGGCCCCCGCCCCGCCCCGGCAGUGCCCGCCGCCGCCGCAGGGGGCGCGGUGCGGCGCUGGCCCUGCUGCCUGUGAUUUGGGUCUUAGUUUUUCUUUUCUAUUACCUGCCGCCCCCCACCUUUUUUUUUUUUUUUUUUUUUUUUUUUUUUGCUGGCGGUGAGACGGGGGUGGGGAGAAACGCUGCUCACCUCGACACCUCCAGGUCCCGCCUCCCAACACACACACACACUCACACACACUCGCGCGCGCGACUGUUGCGGACACCCCCUGCGCCUGUCCCUGGCUUGCCACCGGCCAGCGGACGGGAGGUCCAGUUGCCUACAACUCUUCUUUGUUUUCCUUUGCAACCCACCAGACUCCGUGAGGCCUGGUGACCAAGGAACUCACCGUCUGGGGGAGGGAGUUAGGAAGGAGGGUUGGGAGGGCUGGAAACUUUGUUUCGUAGAGAACUAUUUUUGUUUGUAUUAACUGUCCCCUGUAAGGAGGACUGAGCCGCUGCCGGUGGUUGAUGGUGUGUAAUCCGACCGAGUAAAGAGUCUGCUCACUGCUG
Molecule: messenger RNA, 4433 nt
Organism: Lutra lutra (Eurasian river otter)
Lineage: Eukaryota; Metazoa; Chordata; Mammalia; Carnivora; Mustelidae
Gene: NTNG2
Product: netrin G2
Exons: 10
Coding region: 1876-3705 (609 amino acids)
Source: RefSeq, a predicted model, not a curated record